Messenger RNA from Elephantulus edwardii (Cape elephant shrew), 1158 nucleotides. It is a transcript of the gene EEIG1, whose product is annotated as family with sequence similarity 102, member A. The coding region runs from base 1 to 1158 and encodes 385 amino acids. The record is from RefSeq and is a predicted model, not a curated record. The transcript is spliced from 11 exons. Lineage: Eukaryota; Metazoa; Chordata; Mammalia; Macroscelidea; Macroscelididae.
AUGGCUUUCUUGAUGAAGAAGAAGAAAUUCAAAUUCCAAACCACCUUUACUUUGGAGGAGCUGACGGCGGUCCCCUUCGUGAACGGGGUCCUCUUUUGCAAAGUCCGGCUGCUGGAUGGCGGGGAUUUUGUCAGCUUGUCGUCAAGGGAAGAGGUGCAGGAGAACUGUGUACGAUGGCGGAAGAGGUUCACCUUUGUGUGUAAGAUGAGUGCCAACCCGGCCACUGGCCUGCUGGACCCCUGCAUCUUCCGUGUGUCUGUGCGCAAGGAGCUGAAAGGCGGGAAGGCUUAUUCCAAGCUGGGCUUUGCCGACUUGAACCUUGCUGAGUUCGCAGGCUCAGGCUCCACGGUACGCUGCUGCCUGUUGGAGGGGUAUGACACGAAGAACACUCGGCAGGACAACUCCAUCCUCAAGGUCACCAUUGGUAUGUUCCUUCUCUCUGGAGACCCUUGCUUCAAGACGCCACCGUCCACUGCCAAGUCUAUCUCCAUCCCAGGCCAGGAUUCUUCCCUGCAGCUGACGUGUAAGGGUGGUGGAACGAGCAGCAGCGGGGGCAGCAGCACCAGCUCGCUCACAGGGUCCAGGCCCCCCAAGGCCCGGCCUACCAUCCUCAACUCAGGGGUGCCAGAGGAGCCGGACCAGAACCUGUCCAGCCCUGAGGAGGUCUUCCACUCCGGCCAUUCCCGCAACUCCAGCUAUGCCAGCCAACAGUCCAAGAUCUCUGGCUACAGCACAGAGCACUCCCGGUCCUCCAGCCUCUCAGACUUGACGCAUCGCCGAAACACGUCCACGAGCAGCAGUGCCUCUGGAGGCCUCAGCCUGACGGUGGAGGGUCCUGAGGGCAGCGAGAGGGAGCACCGGCCUCCUGAGAAGCCCCCACGACCGCCCCGGCCCCCACAUCUGUCAGACCGCUCAUUCCGGCGGAAAAAGGACUCGGUGGAGAGCCAUCCGACCUGGGUGGAUGACACUCGGAUUGAUGCGGACGACAUCGUGGAGAAGAUCAUGCAGAGUCAGGAUUUCACAGAUGGCAGCAACACUGAGGACAGCAACCUGCGGCUGUUUGUGAGCCGAGAUGGCUCCACCACGCUGAGUGGCAUCCAGCUGGCCAACAGGGUCUCCUCUGGGGUUUAUGAGCCAGUCGUGAUUGAAAGCCAUUGA